Messenger RNA from Amphimedon queenslandica, 1059 nucleotides. Its product is annotated as deleted in malignant brain tumors 1 protein-like. The record is from RefSeq and is a predicted model, not a curated record. NCBI's taxonomy places the organism in Eukaryota, Metazoa, Porifera, Demospongiae, Haplosclerida, Niphatidae. Gene Ontology annotation, cellular component: membrane. The transcript has 7 exons. Bases 25 to 990 code for a protein of 321 amino acids.
CUUCUCUUGCAGUGCAAGCUAAUUAUGAAGUUGCUUAGUAUCUUCUUUCUCUGUUUGGCUUUAUUCUGUGCUGUUCAGGGCCAAGCUCGUGGAACAAUUCGUCUUGUUAGAAAUGGAGGCUUCUCAUCAUCUUAUACAUCUGGAAUAGUUCAGAUUUAUUACUUUAAUAGAUCCUCUACUACAAAUAGAUGGGGCAAUAUUUGUUAUGAUUUCUAUUUUGGCUUUCUAGGAGCUGAAGUAAUUUGUCAUCAGUUAGGAUAUGAUGGAGUAUCAACCUAUGGUAAAGGUGGAGCAAUGUUUGGAAAUGAUCGAGCUGCUACAAUUCUUAACAGAGUGAAUUGUGAUAGUACUAGCUAUUUGACACUUGAGCAAUGCAGCUUUUCAACAUUCAUCUCAAGUACCUGCACCAGUGACACUCAAGAUGUAUAUGUAUCAUGCUAUAGUACUAGAAUCUGGAAUAAUCCUUAUUCUGGACAGAUUCGUCUACAAGGAGGUACUUAUUCAAGUUAUGGUAGACUGGAAGUAUAUUGUAAUGGACAGUGGGGUACAGUAUGUGAUGAUAGCUUUGGCGCAACUGAUGCUAGAGUUACCUGCCGUCAGUUAGGAUACAGUGAUUACAGUACAUAUGAAAAUCUUGCUGGAUCUAGCUCUCAACCUAUUUGGCUGGGCAGAGUCAGUUGUUGGAGUUCAUUUAAUUGUCUCUCUUCUUGUGAAUCUUGUCCUUCUUCACAAUAUCAGAACUGCACACACAGUCAAGAUGUGGCUUUGGGAUGUCAAUUUAAUUCUUCUUAUUUUUCAUCCACUAAUACCUUAAAAACCUGUAAAAUUGAUCCGCCAACAUCAAGACCAACUAGACCUAGUUCUGGAGGUAGCAAUGAAACUGGUGUUACUGUUGGAAGUGUUUUUGCAACGAUUUUUGGUAUUUUAGGUAUCAUAGUAUGCAUAUGUUGUUGGUGCUGCUGCUGUAAUACUGAAGACUGGUGCAAAUGACUGAACUAAAUUCUAUAAUAAUAAAAUUGAAAUUUUAAAAAUCUAGACUAGCUAGUUAGCGACAUUAAU